AUGUGUUGGUGUUUGUACAUCACAUUAAAAUGGCCAGAAAUAAUGAAAGAAUGGACAACUGUGGAUGAUUUGUUACAAAGAUAUCGGCCUCGACCAAAAAUGCAAUCAAAAAUUCGUAGAACAACAUAUAUUUUGGUAACGAUAGCGAUAAUUGAACAUGCCUAUUAUCAACUAAUUGUCCAUAUUAAUUGUGGAGGAAGCCGUUGUGGAUUUUAUGAGCAAGUCGAAUCACAAUAUUUUAUAUAUUUUCGAUAUUUUACUCAUACUCGUGUCAGAGGCCUAUAUUUAAUGUUAACUAAUGUAUUAUGUACUUUUGCAUGGACUUUUGCUGAUAUUUUUCUAAUUAUAAUCAGUACAGCUUUAGCGGAACAGUUUAAAUUAAUUACCGAUCGUGUAAAACUUUCAACACCAUCUGCCGAAUCGAAAAUUGUCUACGAAUCAUUUUGGGGUGACGUACAAGAAGAUUACACAAAAGUAACAAUUUUAUGUAAAAAAUUGGAUGAAAUUUUAUCCAAAAUUAUUUUUAUUGCCAUUGCGAAUGAUAUUUAUAGCAUAUGUAGCCAAUUGUUUGCAAUAUUUGAAUGGCAAUAUUCAAUGUAUCACCAAUAUUAUGCCCUAUUUUCGGUAUCAUUUUUAAUAGGACGAACAAUUUUAGUGAUUUUAAGUUUAGCUGAAGUGAAUGAAGAGAGUCGCAGACCACUGUUGUAUAUGUUACAUUUACCCGAAUGCGUUCUACUACAACGAUUUAUUCAACAAAUUUGUGUGGAUCCAGUUGGACUGACUGCUUUUAAAUUAUUUUAUGUUAAACGUGAUAAAUUAAUUGUGUUAAAUGCAUUUAUUGAACAAUUACGAUAUGGUACAACAUCUUACACCUGUUUUAAUAUAUUUACAAUAAAACGUAGCAAUUUAUUAGCGACUUUUACUGUACUUCUUACAUAUUAUUUAGUAUUAUUACAACAAACUUUAUAUAACUGA
Molecule: messenger RNA, 975 nt
Organism: Chrysoperla carnea
Lineage: Eukaryota; Metazoa; Arthropoda; Insecta; Neuroptera; Chrysopidae
Product: gustatory receptor for sugar taste 64e-like
Exons: 8
Coding region: 1-975 (324 amino acids)
Biological process (GO): sensory perception of chemical stimulus; detection of chemical stimulus involved in sensory perception of taste
Cellular component (GO): membrane
Molecular function (GO): taste receptor activity
Source: RefSeq, a predicted model, not a curated record